Messenger RNA from Ipomoea nil (Japanese morning glory), 650 nucleotides. Its product is annotated as histone H2AX-like. Lineage: Eukaryota; Viridiplantae; Streptophyta; Magnoliopsida; Solanales; Convolvulaceae. Gene Ontology annotation, cellular component: nucleosome. The transcript is spliced from 2 exons. Gene Ontology annotation, molecular function: protein heterodimerization activity; structural constituent of chromatin; DNA binding. Bases 61 to 492 code for a protein of 143 amino acids. The record is from RefSeq and is a predicted model, not a curated record.
CGAUCAACCAGCGAGCGAAAACUCAAUUCAUCAAAUUCAUUCAAGUUCACCUCCAUCGCCAUGAGUUCUGCAGCAGCGGAAGUGAAAUCCACCGGCGGCGGCCGCGGCAAGCCUAAAGCCUCAAAAUCCGUCACUAGGUCUUCAAAGGCCGGCCUUCAGUUCCCCGUCGGCAGAGUCGCCCGGUAUCUGAAGAAGGGCCGUUAUGCUCAACGCGUUGGCUCCGGUUCUCCGGUCUAUCUCUCUGCUGUUCUCGAAUACCUCGCUGCUGAGGUUUUGGAGCUUGCUGGGAAUGCCGCAAGGGACAAUAAGAAGAACAGGAUAGUCCCAAGGCACAUCCAAUUGGCGGUGAGGAACGAUGAGGAGUUUAGCAAGCUGUUAGGAUCUGUGACCAUCGCCAAUGGCGGUGUUCUGCCCAACAUUAACCAGUGUUUGCUUCCCAAGAAGAAUGGUAAAGGGAAGGGCGAGAUUGGAUCUGCGUCCCAGGAGUUUUAGAUCAGCUUACGAGGGCUAAGAAAUGGGGGUUGUGCCAAUUUUUUGUUGUCAAACAUUUAGUGCUAAAUCAAAGUGUUAAAUGUAGAUUUAGUAGCUGAAUUGCAGUUGUUAAUACAAUGUUUGAUGCUUGCUUUAUGAAAUGGGUGCUAGUUUAACAA